Kluyveromyces marxianus DMKU3-1042 is the source of this 243-nucleotide messenger RNA. It is a transcript of the gene LSM6, whose product is annotated as U4/U6-U5 snRNP complex subunit LSM6. The record is from RefSeq and is a predicted model, not a curated record. The coding region runs from base 1 to 243 and encodes 80 amino acids. Gene Ontology annotation, cellular component: nucleolus; P-body; U6 snRNP. Gene Ontology annotation, biological process: maturation of SSU-rRNA; mRNA splicing, via spliceosome. NCBI's taxonomy places the organism in Eukaryota, Fungi, Ascomycota, Saccharomycetes, Saccharomycetales, Saccharomycetaceae. The transcript has a single exon. Gene Ontology annotation, molecular function: RNA binding.
AUGGAAACUAAAACUACAGCCUCAGCGACCUUUUUGGAAAAUAUCAUUGGGAAGCCAGUAUAUGUGAAACUCUUUUCAGGCAUAUUAUACCAGGGGAAACUAGAAUCGAUAGAUGGGUUUAUGAAUGUCUCCCUAUCACAGGUAUCAGAGCAUUACGAAACAGAGGAGAAUGGAACGUUGCAUAAAUAUGCCGAAGAGGUUUUUCUAAGGGGCUCACAAGUGUUGUACAUCAGCGAAAGGUGA